Molecule: messenger RNA, 318 nt
Organism: Peronospora matthiolae
Lineage: Eukaryota; Oomycota; Peronosporomycetes; Peronosporales; Peronosporaceae
Source: the annotation of a GenBank genome assembly
AUGAACUCGUGCACUCUUCGUCCGCCAAACGAUCGGGAUCUAAGUGAUGACAUCAUCGGCAGUGUCUUGGAAGGCAGAAAGUCGAACCGACACUUUCUCACCCACGAUAUCCUAGCUUUUCAAGAGGGGCGUCCAUCGCACCGGACAUACUUCCAGCCGCCCCCCACUUCGUCCAUGAGUCAGGCCACCGACACCAAGUGCAUGAAUAGCAGGUCUCGUGUCUCGAGAAGCGAUGCAGCUGCAGCUCUCGGGCUGCUUUCACUGAUGAACGGAACGGAGCGGCGCAUAGUCCCGUCUCCAUACGCUGAAAGAUGUUAG